AGCGCCGCCGUGCCGCGCUGCGGGCCGGGUGGCGGUGUAUUUUCGUUCAACGAGAGUGACCCGGGGAAUACCCCAGGGGGCGCUCGAGUGAGUCUGGAAUGUUAAACAGAGAACGGGGGUCACUCGACACGCACCGGUUCCUCUCACUGGUGUGUGUGAGUGAGCCGGACCCGGGCGGGCCCGGGAUGAGAGGCGGCCAUGGGAAACCUGUUGAGCCGCGCCGUGGGCAUCGCCUCCCUGCAGCCGGCCUUCGAGGCGCCUCUGACAGACGAGGAGGUGUUCUCGGCGCUCGCUCGUGUGUUCCGAUGGCGCGAGCAGCUGCUGGCCAUCGGCGGCGAACAGCACGCUGCCUUCCAGUACCAGCAGCUGCUAGCAGCCGAGCUGGGCAGCUCGCUGCAGACAGACUGGGCCUGGCAGAUGAACGAGCCGCGCAUGACCUGUUCCCCGGCGGACGGAUGCUCGGACCAGGGCCCCGGGGCGCUGCACCUCGAACGAUCCUACCUCUCCGGCAGCUCGCGUGAAGGCACCGAGGUGCACAUUCACGAGGUGCGGGAAAUAUCUGACCUCAGCCUGGAGGAAGCGUUGUACACCAAGAACCGCGAGGAGAAGUCCUACACCGAGCAGUCAUCGGACAUUGACAUUAUGUUUGAGCUGGCACCGGUCAGUGUGUACAGCGAGGAGGACCCUCCGCCAGCCCACGCCCCGCCUGGCGUGGUGGUGGUGCAGGAGUCGGCAGGGCGACCCGGCUACGUCCUGCUGCGCCAUCACCACAGCCGCUCGUGCCGGCGGCCGAACCGCAACUUCCUCUCCGGAUACACGGUGCGCAAGAGGAUGGAGCUGUUCGGAAACGCGCUGCAAGACGCUGCCAAACGCCUCGGCAUCCGCGUCACCAACUUCGAAGUCGGCGGCGGUCCGGCCUCCUGUAUCGCCGUCGACGACGAGAACAACAGCCGCAUCGACCUGGUGCCGUGCGUGCCGUGUCGCUGCUGGCCGAGCGAGCAGUACCGGCGCCGGCGGCGGCCCUCCGGCUACCCGGACGCCGCGCUCGUGGCCAGUCUCUGCGCGGCGCCCGCAUUCCUGGUAGUUGCCGGCUCCCAGAGGCUCGACAAGGACGCCUGGCGACUCUCCUUCUCCCGGCACGAGACCAUCCUGCUGCGAUCGCUGUCACAUGAGCAGCGCAUCUGUCUGACCCUGCUGAAACACUGCAACGUGAUGCUGGGCCACCGUUUCUCCAGCUACCACCUGAAGACGGCGCUGAUGUGGGUGUGCGAGCAGCGCCCGCGAGAGCUCUGGACCUGGGACCGGAUGCACGAGUCAAUGACUGCCGUGGUCGACUACCUCCUGGAGAAGGUCUCGCGCAGCGACCUCCAGUGCUACUUCUGGCCGGAGAUCAGCCUGAUGGCUGGUUACGGCAUGGAUGUGCAGCGUGACGACGUCCUGAACCUGAAGCACGGUAUGGCGCUCGCUGCGCGCUACAUGCUGGCAUGCCUCCUCGACUCGAGCGCAGGUGAUCUCUUCCAGAAGCUGCUUGGCCACCACAUGAACGGAGAAAAGUUUUACCGGCACUACUACCGCGACACACUGCGCCAGGGCCUGAACGGUUUCUCCAUGCUAAGCUCGUCCAGCCGGCCCGGGAUCGACGCCAACCUCUGGUCGGACAACUUCCUCAGGGUGUUCCAGUGGGAGAACCUGCCGAACCGCUGCAAAAAGAGCAGCUGGUUUGCCGAACAUGGACUCGGCACGGACAGCAGCGAGGAAGGUCAGCAGCCCGAGGAUGGCUGGUGAGAAGCCCAGUGCCAGCUGGUGAGAAGUCCGAGACGGUUGGUGAGAAUCCCAGGCACAAGCGGUGUUGUGCUGAGGGACGGGAUGUGAGAAGUUCGGGGAUGGGCUCUGAGAAGUUUUGGGACAGAUAGUGAUCAACAGUCGUGUGCAUGGAUCCGAGUGAUGGAUCUAUGAUCUCAGUGGAUCUCGAAGCAGACUGCAGGCUAGGAUCAAUGAUCCUACCAGACCCGGCGUGAAAAAAUUAUCCUGGAUCUCAAAGAUCUGACGAUAAACCAAGAACAUGGAUCUAUGAUCCGAGUGGAUCCCACCAUGCACAACAUUUGAAAUCAGGUUUCCAAGUGUCUUUAUGUAAUAAGUGUCACAAAACUAUGGAUUAUGACGUGCAGUCACAUAAAAUCACUAAAACAGAACGUUUGUGAGUUGCAGCGAGUGAUUUUUUUGGAUUUUUGUUGACAAAAAAUAAAUGAGGAUCUAUGAUCUCACUGGAUCUCUAAGCAAAAAUUAGACUCGGAUCUAUUAUCCUUACGGAUCCUUCGAUAAAUUAAAGAGCUGGAUCUAUGAUCCAGACGGAUCCGAGAUCAGGAUCCGUGGGAUCAGAUCCCAGAUCCAUUUUAUCGGAUCCAUGCACAUGCCUGCUAGGAAAUCUAUAGAAUGCCUGGUCAGUGGUCGAUUAGACGUUCUAUAGAAUGUCUGAUUCCACACAUUGCCUGUAACAUGUAUACGUGAUAAUAAAAGUGUCACCCUGAA
Molecule: messenger RNA, 2529 nt
Organism: Amphibalanus amphitrite
Lineage: Eukaryota; Metazoa; Arthropoda; Thecostraca; Balanomorpha; Balanidae
Product: protein mab-21-like 2
Exons: 2
Coding region: 199-1785 (528 amino acids)
Source: RefSeq, a predicted model, not a curated record